CUUUUUUUUCUCCUCCUUUGCGAGUCUAUUAGAAAUGUCUGCUGAAUACGAGGGUGCUAUCGGUAUUGAUUUGGGUACUACCUACUCCUGUGUUGGUGUUUGGGAAUCCGAACGUGUUGAAAUUAUUGCCAACGAACAAGGUAACCGUACCACUCCCUCCUAUGUCGCUUUCUCUGAUAAGGAGCGUCUCAUUGGUGAUGCUGCCAAGAAUCAAGCUGCCAUGAACCCCAAGAACACCGUUUUCGACGCCAAGCGUUUGAUCGGUCGUCGUUUCGAUGAUCCUGAUGUCAAGGCUGACAUGAAGAACUGGCCUUUCACCGUCGUCGAACAAAACGAAAACCCCUUCAUUCAAGUCGAAUUUGAAGGUGAAACCAAGACCUAUUCUCCCCAAGAAAUUUCCUCUAUGGUUUUGAUCAAGAUGAAGGAAAUUGCUGAAGCUAAGCUCGGCAAGAAGGUCACCAAGGCCGUUGUCACUGUCCCUGCUUACUUCAACGACAGUCAACGUCAAGCUACUAAAGAUGCCGGUGUCAUUGCUGGUCUUGAUGUUCUCCGUAUCAUCAACGAACCCACUGCUGCUGCCAUCGCUUACGGUUUGGAUGCCAACGACAAGAAGGAACGUAAUGUCCUCAUCUACGAUUUGGGUGGAGGAACUUUCGAUGUCUCCCUCUUGACCAUCGCUGGUGGUGUCUUUGCUGUCAAGGCCACCGCUGGUAACACUCACUUGGGUGGUGAAGAUUUCGAUAACGCUCUCGUCAACCACUUCGUCCAAGAAAUCAAGCGCAAGCACAAGAAGGACAUCUCCGGUGACGCCCGUGCCCUCCGUCGUCUCCGUUCUGCCUCCGAACGUGCUAAGCGUACCUUGUCUUCUUUGACCCAAACCACUGUCGAAGUUGACUCUCUCUUCGAAGGUGUUGACUUCCAAUCCACCAUCACUCGUGCCAAGUUUGAAGAAAUCAACUCUACUGCUUUCGCCGGUACUAUCGAACCCGUUGAACGUGUCUUGAAGGAUGCCAAGGUUGACAAGAAGGAUGUUGAUGAAAUCGUUCUCGUUGGUGGUUCUACUCGUAUCCCCAAGAUCCAAUCCCUCCUCCAAGAUCUCUUUGGUGGUAAGGAAUUGAACAAGUCCAUCAACCCUGAUGAAGCUGUUGCCUACGGUGCUGCCGUUCAAGCCGCUGUUCUCACCAACCAAGCUGGUAACGAAAAGACUCAAGACCUCCUCUUGUUGGAUGUUGUUCCUCUUUCUCUUGGUGUUGAAAUGCAAGGUGGUAUCAUGGCUGUUGUCGUUCCCCGUAACACCCCUAUCCCUUGUCAAAAGUCCAAGGUCUUCACCACUGCUGCCGAUAACCAAACCACUGUCACUUUCCCUGUCUACGAAGGUGAACGUUUGAUGACCAAGGAAAACAACCUUCUCGGUGAAUUCUCUCUCUCUGGUCUUAUCCCUGCUCCUCGUGGUACUCCUGAGCUCCUCUGUACCUUCGAUCUCGAUGCCAACGGUAUCUUGAAGGUCACUGCUCAAGACAAGACCACCGGUCGCAAGGCUGAUGUCACCAUCUCCAACUCCACUCGUCUCUCUGCUGCUGAUAUUGAACGUAUGGUUCAAGAUGCUGCCAAGAACGCUGAUGCUGACAAGGAACGUGAAGCCGUUGUCCAAGCUAAGCAAGACCUCGAAGCUUACGUCUACCAAGUCGAGAACAACAUUGCUGACCCCAAUGUCAACAUGAAGCUCCGUCGUGCUGACCGUGAAGCUAUUGAAACCGCUUUGGCCGAAGCCAUGGAACUCAUGGAACUCUCUGCUGAUGAUGCCAAGCCUGAUGACCUCAAGUCCGCUCAAUCCAAGUUGAAGCGCGCUACCACUCGUGCUUUCGCUCACGUCUACUCUCAACGCCGUUAAAUUGUUUUCAAUCAGAGAAAAUGAUCAACAUUAUUUAAAAAAAAGGCAUUUCGACCACUUUUUGUUUGUAAAUCUUAUAUAAAAUAAAAGCAGAUGUAAAAUUAAAGGAA
Messenger RNA from Rhizopus microsporus ATCC 52813, 2001 nucleotides. RefSeq names its product heat shock cognate protein 70. Gene Ontology annotation, cellular component: plasma membrane; nucleus; cytosol. NCBI's taxonomy places the organism in Eukaryota, Fungi, Mucoromycota, Mucoromycetes, Mucorales, Rhizopodaceae. The record is from RefSeq and is a predicted model, not a curated record. The coding region runs from base 35 to 1891 and encodes 618 amino acids. Gene Ontology annotation, biological process: vesicle-mediated transport; cellular response to unfolded protein; protein refolding. Gene Ontology annotation, molecular function: ATP hydrolysis activity; ATP binding; ATP-dependent protein folding chaperone. The transcript has 5 exons.